This is a messenger RNA of Bicyclus anynana (squinting bush brown), 810 nucleotides long. Its product is annotated as protein lethal(2)essential for life. Bases 151 to 687 code for a protein of 178 amino acids. The transcript has a single exon. Gene Ontology annotation, biological process: response to heat; protein refolding. The record is from RefSeq and is a predicted model, not a curated record. Gene Ontology annotation, molecular function: protein folding chaperone; structural constituent of eye lens. Lineage: Eukaryota; Metazoa; Arthropoda; Insecta; Lepidoptera; Nymphalidae.
GUGCUACUCGCCGUCAGUUGAAAACAAGCGACAGUGAGUGAAACAUUUGCAGUUUUGCAAGCGAUUUCGGAGUUCAGAGCUCUUUCCACGAGAUUAUCGAGAUAUCUCUGUUGUUUAAAUCUUGAACGUGAUUUUGUGAAGUCGAGAAAAAUGUCUCUGCUACCGUUCCUGUUUGAUUACGAAGUCGAGCGCCCCCGCCGGUUGGUUGACCAGCAUUUCGGUCUAGGCUUGACACCUGAUGAUCUGCUCAGCGUCAUUGCUGGAGGCCCUGUGGUGAGCCGCGACUACUACCGUCCAUGGAGACACUUGGCAGCGGCGUCCCGAGACCUGGGCUCGAGCAUCAAGAACGACAAAGACAAGUUCCAAGUGAAUUUAGACGUCCAGCACUUCGCUCCCGAAGAAAUCAGCGUUAAAACUACAGACGGCUACAUCGUUGUUGAGGGGAAACACGAGGAGAAGAAAGACCAGCACGGUUUCAUCUCCCGCCAAUUUACCAGGCGGUAUGCGCUUCCCGAAGGUUGUACGCCAGAUACUGUGGAGUCCAGGCUGUCUUCGGAUGGAGUGUUGACUGUGACUGCGCCGAGGAAGGUUCCCCCAGCGGUCCAGGGUGAGAGGAAGGUGCCCAUAGCCCAGACCGGCCCAGUGCGUAAGGUUACCGACCAGUCAAAUGGUGACAAAGCAGAGUAGGUCUCCAGUGAAUUGUGAUACUCAAUUUAUUGCGUUAUUGUUCAUUCCAGUGAUUUCUGUUUUAUUUUUUUUAAGACUGAUAAUUUUAGUUCUUUAUUCGUAAUAAAGGCUUAUGUGUGGUAA